AUGAAGAAGUUUAUUUAUGUCCUACUCCUAUACAUUUGCACAGUUACUUGUCUAAAUACAAGACAAAGUAAUGACUCUUCUACAACAGGAGAUAAAAAACUUGAAUCAAAGGAAUCCAAGUUGGACAAUUUUAGGCAACGCCUACUCAAUUUUAUAGUUGGUAUUAUGAUUAUAGCAUUUACCUUCACCUGUUUUUGUCUAAUUCAUUACAACUGUAUGAUUGAUGAUGCCAUCACAAAGAAAAAAACGCUCCAGAAAGAAAAUAUGGAGGCUGUAGCAUCCUGGGUAUCAAAAGUAUCAGCUUAUCAACAUGACAUACCAGAUGAGUAUACUCUAGAAAAGGAACCCUUGCUGUUAAAUACAGAGUGGUUAUGUGAGCCCUCAAGUCCAGAGAAGUUACCCAUGCCACUCAAUUCAGAAAAGUCAAUCAAGGCUCCGAGUCUAGAAGGUUCAACCAUAUUAUGCAGUGCAAAAAAGAUAGUGAUUUCCACAAUUCCAGAAAAGUCAUCUAUACCAUACAGUUCAAAAGAGUUAAUUAGACAACCAAGUCCAAAGAUGACAUCCUGCUCAUCAAACCGCAAAAAAUCGCAUAGAUCAUAUCACUUCAAAAAUUUAUAUAGGAAACGCAGCCUUAAAAAGCUACGGAAGAUAAACCAUGCCCAUAGGUUAGUUAGUCAAGUUAGAGCAUCCUGUCCAAAUAAGUCCAUCAUGCUACCUUGGCUAGCUAUUCUGCAAUCUUCAGCCAACUUUGCUAGAGCAUCUCCUCCACCUUUCUCACAGAAAGAAAUUGUGUCAUCCAAACAAUCUAGUCUAAAGAAAACAGGCAAAUCACAUGGAUACCAUCAUGUGAAAAAAUCAGUGAAUAUAAGUAAUGCAGCUGUGUUACCCACACCCCGAUCAGCCAAAACUUGCCCUUAUAAAGAAAGAUGCCUUCUUUGCAAUAGUUCUGAUACUUUAGUCAAUAACAUUUCUGAUGCGAAGAAGGAAAACACUGAAAGCCAUCAUGAGUCAAAUAAAUUGAAGUGUUUCUUCAGGUCAUUUUAUGAAGCAGACUCCAAGGACAAUGUUUACAAUGACAAUCUGAGCAAUGGUGAUAUGACGGCAGAUGGCAGUAGUGAUAGUGAUGAAGAGAUAAUCAUUUUUUGUGAUAUGAAUCACAAGGAUACCAUUCCUAAAGACACUUCAGAUAACUAA
Jaculus jaculus (lesser Egyptian jerboa) is the source of this 1194-nucleotide messenger RNA. It is a transcript of the gene CXHXorf66, whose product is annotated as chromosome X CXorf66 homolog. Bases 1 to 1194 code for a protein of 397 amino acids. Lineage: Eukaryota; Metazoa; Chordata; Mammalia; Rodentia; Dipodidae. The transcript is spliced from 3 exons. The record is from RefSeq and is a predicted model, not a curated record.